Messenger RNA from Armigeres subalbatus, 3810 nucleotides. RefSeq lists its product as uncharacterized. Bases 154 to 3654 code for a protein of 1166 amino acids. NCBI's taxonomy places the organism in Eukaryota, Metazoa, Arthropoda, Insecta, Diptera, Culicidae. Gene Ontology annotation, biological process: proteolysis. The record is from RefSeq and is a predicted model, not a curated record. The transcript has 5 exons. Gene Ontology annotation, cellular component: extracellular region; membrane. Gene Ontology annotation, molecular function: chitin binding; protein binding; serine-type endopeptidase activity.
AGCUCAGACUCCGUUAUCAAUCAAUGUGUUUUGCGAAUCCGACCGAGGUGGACGUUUUCAGUUAGUUACGCUUACGACACAAGUUAAAGGACACGCGUUGUGAUAUUCGGUUUUAGACUUCAGGACGUGGUUGAUCCACGAUAUACAGGAAGCAUGGCGUUCCAGAAGCCGAAGAUAAUCUGGAUACUGUUGACGGUGAUCGCCAUCGAGCAGACGUGUGGUAUCUACGAUCCGCGAACCAGCUCUGGACCAAAUGUGAACAUGAUGCCCCAAGUUCACAGCGACUACAGCAAAGUCCACACGCACAAGUCACGAGCGUAUGAGCCGAAUUAUGCUCGAAGUGACCAUAACCUACACUAUCACUCAUCUCCUUCCAAUCAUAAGUCAGUUUAUGCAUCAUUGCCAACAACAACUGCCACGACGGAGCAACCCUUCCAGAAACAAACGUCGGCAAAGUUACACUCAUCAUACCCCGGCUAUGGCAACGAGAACGCCAUCCUUGAUGCAAGUAGUCAGAAGCUGAAAAACACCCAAGCAGCUGAAAAUGCGGACACCUUCACUGGAUUGCAGUGUCCUCCCCUUCAGUCAGGGCAGUUUGUUUAUAUCAUGGAUUGCCGACAAUAUUUGAAUUGUUGGAAAGGUCGUGGCUACAUCCAGAGCUGUGCCCCAGGAACGUUAUUCAAUCCAGAAACGAACCAAUGCGAUCAGCCGUCGAAGGUGAAUUGCAUUACAUCCAAUACGAUGGAGGGCUACCAAAUCCUAGUCAGAGAAAGGAAACCAAAGAAUGCCCAGUUGGCAGCCUAUACCCAAGAAGAUUACAACACUAAUUAUAUUCAGCAGACAGGCUUCAUAGAAGUUCGGUGUCCACCGGAUGUCAUAGGUCUGAAAGCACACCCCACCGACUGUAGAAAAUUCUUGAACUGCAACAAUGGAGCUACUGUGAUUCAGGACUGUGGACCAGGAACGGCGUUCAAUCCAGCAAUAUCAGUUUGUGACCACAUUUACAAGGUUGAUUGUAAUAGAAAUGAAAACCUAAUCCAUCAACCGUCAACCGAACCAACUAAACAAACCAACCCCGAUGCGGAAGAAAUCGACAUUGAAAACGUUACUUACGAUAUUGAUGUACGCUUCCAAAUAGAAGAUGAACCGGAGGUCAGUUCUGUGCCGAGCAUACCUCUUCAAGCUUCGAGACCAAUCUACCAGCGCCCUGCCUCCAGUGACAUAAGACCAGUUUACGUUGCUCCUCCAAGUACCACUCCAUCUACCACGACCCCAAAGAUGAACCAAGCUAACACAAGGUUCAACCCAACUUACUACCAUUCGAGGGUCACUCCUAAUCCACGAGAAGCAUCAGCUGGAUCUACGGAAUUACCCCUCAGCGAAGCUCUGAAAAUGCUACUCAGGCCAUACAUGGGCAACAAAGAUGUCGAAAUGAACAUGACAGGUCUUAAUUCCAAGAUGAGUCCAACUACAACUCCCACCAGCCGAACAGCAGACCUCAAUGUCCUGGGAAUCAACCAGAGCCCCAAACCAACCAGCAAAACUUCCGCCUAUAUGGCAUCUCCUUACGAAAUUAACUCCCUGCUUGGCGGCUAUCAAUCCGUAGUCUACGGUAUGCCAACUUACAGACCUCCAGUCCCAUUCAAUCCUUCAUCCAACAACCAAAACUUCAAUCGUGAGCACGCUUCGUCACCAUUAGUUCCUCAGCAGCAUCAGCAGCAACAACAACCGAAGCAAUUCUAUCCUGUCUUCCGCCCCCGCAUCACUACAACCCCGUCUCCAGUUAGAGUCAGAUUUGGAGAGGGAUCUCCUCAGUGGCGCCCAAUGGCUACAAUCACGACUACUCCGCAACCCACAACGACCGCUGAUCCUUGUGCAGGAAAAUUCCUUUGCGGUAACGGUAGGUGCAUCGAUCAGGCCAAGGUCUGCAACGGAAAGAACGACUGCGCAAAUCGUGCCGACGAACUCAACUGUACCCACCUGGGCUACGAAGUUCGAUUGUCGAACAAACAUCACGGACGCGUCGAGGUAAAGAUCAUGGAUAAGUGGGGUUACGUGUGCGAUGACAACUUCAGCAUGGUCGCCGCCAAUGUUCUAUGUCGGGAAUUGGGCUUCGAAACCGGUGCCCUAGAGCUGAAGCCUCACUCGUUUUACCCGCCAAAUGUAGCGCUGAUGAGGGAUGGCCAUCCGGUGUUCAUCAUGGACGAGGUUAGGUGCACGGGGAAUGAGUCUUCGUUGCGGGAGUGUGACUUUGCCGGCUGGGGCGUUCACGACUGCAACAACGAGGAAGUUCUGGGCGUGGUCUGCAAAACACCGAAGAUGACCUGUCCGCUCGACUAUUGGCUGUGCGACACUUCAGCAGAAUGCGUACCCGUGGGAUUCCUGUGUGAUAACGUCAACGACUGCGCAGAUGGAUCGGACGAAAGCAUUGCACAUUGUAAUGCUCCGCUGGAAAUGAGACUGAUGGACGGCCCUACGAAGAACGAAGGCCGCGUCGAGGUGAAAUACCGCGGAAUCUGGGGUACCAUCUGCGAUGAUGACUUCGGCGUCCAGGAAGCACGCGUAGUCUGUCGACAGCUAGGAUUCAACGGCACGGCAGAAGUUCGGAAAAACAAAUACAAACAAGGCACCGGUCAGAUUUGGUUGGAUCAGGUUGCCUGCAGCGGUAACGAGUCUUCGAUCGACGAUUGCCUCCACUGGCACUGGGGAGAGCACAACUGCGGACAUGGUGAAGAUGUGGGUGUAAAAUGUGGAUUGUCGCAAACACCAAAACCAACAUCGGCGCAGCUUCGUAUGUCCGCCAAAUCGUUCAAGUUUGAUUUCGUUGAGAAGUCCAGCAAAAUUUAUCCGGAUAACUGCGGGCAGUUGCAGAUUGACCCAGGUCUGGUUAAGCCCACGUACGGUUCCCGAGUGGUUCACGGUGCUGAAACUUUGUAUGGUCAUCAUCCGUGGCAGGCGGCUUUGAGGGCGAAGAAGCAAGGGAAAUCCGUACACUGGUGCGGAGCGGUUUUGAUCUCCAAGUACCACAUUUUGACGGCAGCUCAUUGCUUGAUUGGCUACCCUAAGGGAGCAUAUAUGAUCAGAAUCGGUGAUUACAAUACGGAAGCCCUUGAACAGGCCGAAAUCGAUAUUUUCAUCGAAGAUUAUUACAUCCACGAGGAAUUCCGCGUUGGACAUCACAUGAACAACGAUAUUGCCGUGGUACUAUUAAAAACACCGAUCCGGUUUAGUGAAUAUGUUCAACCGGUUUGCCUACCAACAAAGAGUCAACCAUAUCAGGAAGGAAUGAACUGCACCAUCUCUGGAUGGGGUUCAACGCAGUCUGGUUCGUCUGUGCAUUCUCUGGAAUUGCGGGCGGCCAAGGUUCCUAUACUUUCGGAUGAAACAUGCAACCAGCCGGAAGUGUACGGAAACAACAUCACAGAUGGAAUGUUCUGCGCCGGUACGCUGAAUGGCGGUGUAGACGCUUGCGAAGGAGACUCCGGAGGACCGUUGGUGUGCCCCAGUAAUCGCGGUCACACACUGUACGGAAUCAUCUCUUGGGGGCUUCAUUGCGGUUACGCGAACAAACCUGGAGUCUACGUAAAGGUGGCCCACUAUCUGGACUGGAUUGAGCAGAAGCUGAAGCAAUCGCUACACAUGUACGGAGUGUAGUUACCAUUCGUUGCCUUUAUCUUAACGCCUUAACCAAAGUGAAAUACUCAGACUUAGGGAGUACUCAAUAUAGAUUUAAAACGAAAACCCACAAGUUGUUACCUUUUUACAAGUGAAUAAAAAUAACUUUUUUUUACUAUUUUACACAAUUCAAUA